Neocloeon triangulifer is the source of this 4631-nucleotide messenger RNA. RefSeq lists its product as uncharacterized. Bases 136 to 4158 code for a protein of 1340 amino acids. The transcript has 25 exons. Gene Ontology annotation, biological process: centrosome cycle; intraciliary transport involved in cilium assembly; protein localization to centrosome. The record is from RefSeq and is a predicted model, not a curated record. Gene Ontology annotation, cellular component: centrosome; ciliary basal body; centriolar satellite. NCBI's taxonomy places the organism in Eukaryota, Metazoa, Arthropoda, Insecta, Ephemeroptera, Baetidae.
CCUUCUCCGGUGCCAUGUACAGAAAUUUAAUUAAACAACAUCGACAAUAAUUCGAUGUUGACGGCCAAAAAAAUCUUAAUCAACUUUGAAACGAGGAAUUUGAACGCUCUAGAGUUGAUUUGAUCGGCGGACACCAUGUCCAAGCCGACGGGGACCGUGCCAAAGGCGAAAAAGCGACCGAAUCCCUCGGCGCAGAACAACGACGAGCAGCAACAAAUUCUGUGGCCCCCUGUGAACAACUUGCAGGCGACCGACUGGCACCCGGCAAGACAGACAAACAGCGCAAGGGACCUGCCCUCCUCGUCAGACUUUGCCGAACAAUUUGCUGCUGCAUUCAUGGCUGCUGAGGGAGGUAGCGGUCCAAGAUCUAGACAGAGCACGCCAAUGAUGCCUGGCGUGCUCGGGGCCCAGCAACAUGCUCGUGCGAGGGAUCAGUUGUCACCGCCUGAUCUAGAGGUUGAUACUAGAAUAAUGAACGGAGUCGACCAUCAUCAGAGAUUAGAGAGUGGUGCCAAUGCCCUGCUUGAUGCCACAAAGAACAAUUUUUCUAGGAUUCCUGACAGAAACCAAGUCUUGAGCCGCCUGAACCAAAUUCGAGAUUAUGUGAAGCAAACUUCAGCACUGAUGGACUCUUUGAACGGUUCCACAGAUUUGCAGAAACAUCUGGCUCAGGCUGUCAAACUCAGUCGAAUGCAAUCAGAGUUGCAAGAUAGCGAGAGGAAACUUGUUCAGAUGCUAGACGUUUUUCCGUCAAACGAUGAGGGCCUAACAAACGGCAAUGCUAUUCCUCAAAGAGUUGCUGGAGGAGCAAUUCCAAAAGUUCGGGACCAAAAUCAAAUGCCAGUCAACCAGCAGCAAGUUAGGAGACGACCUUCUUCGUCAGAAGAGAGAUCUCCUGGUCCGACUGCUGCACAAUAUGCAAAGCAUCAAGAGUUGAAGCUUAAAGUCGAAGAAAGUCAGAAAAAGUUGCAAGCUUUAGUUCAGCAUCAGGCUGCCUUGAUCUCACUCCAAGAGAAAGCUCAACAGCAGCUGCGGAACCCAAAUUCGCAAGAGUUCCUUCAUAGUUGGACCGAUAGGGCCGAUAGCCUGACAGGCCAGUUCCAAGAUUUGUCUACCAAUGAAGUUGUGGGUCUUUUAGGCGAACAGGAUAAAGAGUUAGAUGCCGAGUACAUGGCUAUUCAAGAGCGCCUGCAGGAAAUCCAUGACAGGAAACGGACAGUUGACAGGUUGAACCGAGACAUGCAAGCCAUGCAGCCCACAAAUAGAGAUCGGGAAGAACAAAACUCUAGUAGCUCCGAAGAAGAGGAGGAGAUUACCAAUGGAGAAGCGUCAUUCGUUGAUGUUGAUGCCAAAGUUCAAGAGCUGAACAAUAUGAAAGCCAGACUUGCAAGUCUACAGUCACUCGUGGCAGCUAUCAAUCAAGGAGAAAUGCCAUAUGAAUCCAUCAAAUCGGCUUUGGCCGCUAACGAAGCUUCGCAGAGGCGUGAUCACUCGAGGUCUUCCUCUUCAAAACCUGACAAUAUUUUUAGGGGUUCCGAUACUAUGCCAAAGGCUCUUGAUGACCAAGCCAUGGAAAUUCGCAUGAAAGCUCAGCAACUAGACAAAGCUAAGCAAAAGCUGCAGCAGUUAAAGGAAAUUUUGCACGCAGCCGGGGUUGCCGAAGAUGAUAUGGAUGGACAAGAAUCAGUGAAUAGCUACUCUAGCACUGGAAGGGCUGUUGAACAGCAAAUUCCUAAUCAAGAGCUGGAGCAGCUGAUGAGAAUUUAUCUUCAACAGCCAAAACCCAAAACACCCAGCCCAGUGUUACCUCACAGGAAGAACAAAAACGUAAAGCCAGAUGUAACUAGUACUGUUCAUGCUGAGGGAACUGGUCGAAAUCAGCGAGCCUUCAUGCAAGCGAAACGUCAAGAGUUAGAGGAGAUGAUGCGGAAAGACCAAGGACAAAGUUCCAUCAACCAAGACACUUGCCAUACUUCAGGUUUAGGGCUGAGUGUAUCAGACACUGGUGCGACCUGGGGAGGCAGUAUGAUUUCGGCUGUGCCAUCACAAUCUGAGCAGCAACCAAGCAUUAAUUGUUCGAGUGAGGAACUCGCCUGGGAGACUGACCUUGCUGGUCCACAUGUGGCGCUGUCCACACCUCGACUUCAAAGUCUGGCCCCAAGUGCAUUUCGACAAGUGCAAAAUGCGCAGAAAAGCCCUGCAUCUAACAAACCACCCAUUUGGCCAGAGCCGCCUAUUGAGUCUUCAACUCCAAUUUAUGAUGUUCCUCCACGCUCUGGAAGUAGCGCUGCAACUCCGAGGCCUAUGGGUGAUGAAGCCACUCCGCAUGCCCAGUGGUGGCUUUUGCAGCAACAACUUGAAGCAUCAAACGCAGCGUGCCAGUCCAUGAUGCAGCAGUGGCAGUGGGGCGCCCCGUCUCCUGAAAAUUGGUGGCCGUCCAGCCCUAUAGCUGCCCAGAUGAUGACCACCCUGAGCCAGUGCUGCCAAAUGCUCUGGAUGCAGCAGAGGGAGAUAAUGAAUCUGCACGCCACUAUUCAAAAUAUGCAAGAACGAUUUGCAUGCAGUGAGCAGAACUUCCCAACGCCGUUCAAUAAUUCGAGUGAUGCAAAUGCGGCCGCAACCGUGUCGGGGGCGCACUCCCUUCCAAACCUGUGUGAAGGACCACCUCAGUUCCUGUUGCCUGGAAACACCCACUUUCCUUGGACUGGAAGUCAGCCUCCGAACAAUGUGUCCGCCCUUCCACCUAUGAUUCGUCAUUGCCCACCAGUUACUCUCAACAAUCAAGUUCCUCCAGGCGUCAGAGCCAACAACUACUGGGACAAUUUUCGAAGCUAUUCACGGCAAAACUUGUUGUCCACCAGUACAAAACUGAAUGAUGGUCAACUGCAGCAUCCGAGUCCUCUCACAGACAGAUCCCACAAUUCUUUGAGGAGCAACGAAGAAAGCCAGCCGUCUCCCUCGAGAACUGUUCCUCAACAGUCAAGGAAGCAAAAGCUUAAUUCUGAGCGUCCACCCAUUCCACAGCAUGUUGUUCUAGGACCUACACACAAUCCGGGUCCUAAUUCAAAUGCUGAACAACUUUUCACUGAACUUGCCUCACUGGUGGCCCACAACCAAAGCAGACCUGAAUUCCUUCCGCAACUUUUUCGAGAGCUGAAAGGUUUGAGAUGCACGUCUGACUGUCAGAGGGUUUUGAGUAGCAUUCGAGAGAUUGGAAGAAGGGAGGAACUGAUAAGUUUGGAGGAAGCUAGUGUGAAUGGCAGGGCUGAAACUCCAGAAGGAGCUGCUGCUCUGCCCACAACAAAAUCUCCGCAGCGCCAAGUGAAUGAAAACCAAGUCGACAGUAAAAUCCAGAGCCUGCUGCUCCAGUUGAUGCCGUUUCUCAAGAGCAGACGUGAAGAUUGUUGCACCCCUGCCCUGUUGGAGAUAAUCACACAGAGGACCCUGAGUCACCUGACGAUUGCCCACCAACCUGUACUGAACACAUUUGUCCAAAAUCAACUCAGCGGAAGACUUGUUGAUGCUCUUGCCAAGUUCCAAGGAUGCUGGCUAAGAGAUGUUGGGGAAGAACUUUUGGCCACAGUUGCGGAAGUCUUGCUGAAAGAACUUGCCUUCUUUAAGUUAUUGGAAAAUGUGUCCCAGGCUGAUCAAAACAGCAGCUCCAUGAUUCUCACUAACACACAGACUGACAGCCUGCAGACUAACAACUCGGAUUUACUCUCUCCUGAUGAUCAGUCUAACUUCCAGCUGGAUUCGAGUGACUCUGAGAUGGGCGAAGCUGCUGUGCCUACGGCUCCCCCGCAGCGCAACUGCUGGUUGCCUGCAGCCCUGCGAGAUGCUUCAAAAGCAGUUUUGGAGGCUAGGGCUGAAGCUGCUGAAGUUGAUUUGUGUGAUGCAGACUUGGCCGAGGCUGACCAGAGCCACGACGCAGCCCUGCAGGAGGUAGAGGGCAGGGGCAGUCAAGCGGAGGGUGCGGCCACUCCGGAAAUGGCCAGACAGUUGGACAACUUGGAAGCGAUCACUUUGUCGGCUGAGCAGCAACCUGCCUUGAAUGACGAUGCAUGGCAAGUUGAGCAGGAUAGAGAACUGGAUCAAGUGCCGUCGAGACUCGAGCCUGGGGACGCCACCAUUCCGCCAGGACCACCAUCGGGUCCAUGAUCAAUGUAAUUAAAGUACUUAGCUCUCUAGCUGUCAGUCACAAUUUAAUUGUUGUUACUCCAAAUUAUCUGAAACUUGCUUUAUAGAAAUUUAGAAGGCAGGCCUCGCAGUUAAUUUCAAGGCUGGCAGCUAAGCAUGGGGCAUUUAUGUUUAAUUAUUUGCCAAAGUUCCUUGGAAGUGGGAGCAGAUUUUAGUUGCAAUGAUAUUUACUCCACUCGCGCUAAUUUGGUUACGUGAGAUUUGGAAACUUACUGCAAAUUCUAAAAUGAAUUCUAAAAAUUGCAGAUUAAAAUUUUUAAGCUUAAAAUGUGAGCUGUUUAGUUUGUGCUAAAAGUGUUAGUCAAACCUUCUGCUAGAUGCUUAUUUUACAAAUUCAAUGACAGUUACUCCACUAGUAUUAUAGCAACUCAGAAUUUUAAUUAAUCAAUAAUAAACCGAAAAUAUUUAUCCCAACAAAUAAAUUUUUAUUAUUU